Molecule: messenger RNA, 489 nt
Organism: Penicillium samsonianum
Lineage: Eukaryota; Fungi; Ascomycota; Eurotiomycetes; Eurotiales; Aspergillaceae
Exons: 1
Coding region: 1-489 (162 amino acids)
Source: RefSeq, a predicted model, not a curated record
AUGCCCUUUUUCCAAGCGAGUAUAUUCCAGUCGAGCCAGCUCGAGCACGGCCGCCGAUUCCAUUUCAGAGACCCCCACAACAGCCAGGCAGGUUGGUGCUGGGGCACUGUGGCUCUCCCAGAUACCAUGGGUACUGGAACCAGUGACCUGGAGAUUAUAUUGCAUAUAUGCGACGCCAUCGCAGCGGGCUUGGUUACUUGGGGCGAUAGUGCGAUGCACGGCCUAGGAAAGUACUGCGUCUCGUUCCCGAUCAAGUUGGAAACCCCCGAGCAAGACUUAGAGAGGUUGAUGCUUCAGGUUGAGUACGCUGCACUGUGGUGGAUGAGCUUGCUCCGUGCGGAGACUGUUUCUAUUGACAAGCACAUGCUUUUCCGGGCCCGUCAGCCGCCCUCGUAUCCCGAGGAUCAGUUGUUGGAUGCGCCUUUUCACUGGGAUAAGCCUAAGUACACGGCUCAAAAUCCGUGGUCUGCGGUUACUGUGCUGCGGUAG